Messenger RNA from Marmota monax (woodchuck), 3433 nucleotides. It is a transcript of the gene Fgr, whose product is annotated as FGR proto-oncogene, Src family tyrosine kinase. Gene Ontology annotation, biological process: cell differentiation; integrin-mediated signaling pathway; innate immune response. Gene Ontology annotation, molecular function: non-membrane spanning protein tyrosine kinase activity; signaling receptor binding; ATP binding. Gene Ontology annotation, cellular component: extrinsic component of cytoplasmic side of plasma membrane. The record is from RefSeq and is a predicted model, not a curated record. The transcript has 13 exons. Lineage: Eukaryota; Metazoa; Chordata; Mammalia; Rodentia; Sciuridae. The coding region runs from base 43 to 1821 and encodes 592 amino acids.
AUAAGAGAGAAGUCCGAGGCGGCUUCCUCCUCUCUGCCCAGAAUGGGCAGCGGGCAGAGGCGGGCAGCACCCCACUUCUCCCCGACGUCAGCACUUGUGGCUUCUGGGAACCGGGGCUGGGUCGCCCCAGGUCGGUCAGAAGCGGGCUCCCCUGGGACCAGGUCUCCAGCCCCUCCCAAGGACGAUGCAGCAGCCCUACUGACCCAGGAGUCAGGGCCUGUGGGCAGGGUUCCUGGAAUGGGCUGUGUGUUCUGCAAGAAGUUGGAGCCGGGGCCCAAGGAAGAUGCUGGCCUGGAAGGGGACUUCAAGAGCUAUGGGGCUGCAGAUCGCUAUGGCCCUGACCCCACUCAGGCCCGGCCUGCACCCUCCUUUGCCCAAAUCCCCAAUUAUAACAACUUUACCCCCCAGCCCACCAGCCCUGCCUUCCUUGAUAGUGGCACCAUCAGGGGCAUUUCAGGGACCGGGGUGACCAUGUUCAUUGCCCUGUAUGACUAUGAGGCCCGGACAGAGGAUGACCUUACCUUCACCAAGGGCGAGAAGUUCCACAUCCUGAACAACACUGAAGGUGACUGGUGGGAGGCACGGUCUCUCAGCUCCGGACAAACUGGCUACAUCCCCAGCAACUAUGUGGCUCCUGUGGACUCCAUCCAAGCUGAAGAGUGGUACUUUGGAAAGAUCGGAAGGAAGGAUGCAGAGAGGCAGCUUCUCUCACCAGGCAACCCCAGAGGGGCCUUUCUCAUUCGGGAGAGUGAGACUACCAAAGGUGCCUACUCCCUGUCCAUCCGUGAUUGGGACCAGAACAGAGGCGAUCAUGUCAAACAUUACAAAAUUCGCAAGCUGGACACAGGUGGCUACUACAUCACCACGCGGGCCCAGUUCCAUUCAGUGCAGGAGCUGGUGCAGCACUACGUCGAGGUGAAUGAUGGGCUGUGCCACCUGCUCACAGCAGCCUGCACUACCAUGAAGCCACAGACGCUGGGCCUGGCUAAGGACGCCUGGGAGAUCAGUCGCAGUUCCAUUACGCUGGAGCGACGGCUGGGCACCGGCUGCUUUGGGGAUGUGUGGCUGGGCACGUGGAAUGGUAGCACCAAGGUGGCGGUGAAGACGCUGAAGCCAGGCACCAUGUCCCCGAAGGCCUUCUUGGAGGAGGCGCAGGUCAUGAAGCUGCUGCGGCAUGACAAGCUGGUGCAGCUGUAUGCCGUGGUGUCGGAGGAACCCAUCUACAUCGUGACGGAGUUUAUGUGCCAUGGUAGCUUGCUGGAGUUCCUCAAGGACCGGGAGGGCCAGAACUUGAAUCUGCCCCAGUUGGUGGAUAUGGCAGCCCAGGUAGCUGAGGGCAUGGCCUACAUGGAGCUCAUGAACUACAUCCACCGAGACCUGAGAGCAGCCAACAUCCUGGUUGGGGAGCGGCUGGUGUGCAAGAUCGCUGACUUUGGGCUGGCCCGCCUCAUCAAGGAUGAUGAGUACAACCCCCAGCAAGGGACCAAGUUCCCCAUAAAGUGGACAGCCCCAGAGGCAGCCCUCUUUGGCAAAUUCACCAUCAAGUCAGAUGUGUGGUCCUUUGGGAUCCUGCUUACUGAACUCAUCACCAAGGGCCGAGUCCCCUACCCAGGCAUGAAUAACCGAGAAGUGUUGGAACGGGUAGAGCAUGGCUACCACAUGCCAUGCCCCCCUGGCUGCCCAGAAUCCCUGUAUGAAGUCAUGGAACAGACCUGGCGUCUGGACCCAGAGGAGAGGCCCACGUUUGAGUACCUGCAGUCCUUCCUAGAAGACUACUUCACCUCCACAGAACCACAGUACCAGCCUGGAGACCAGACAUAGCCUGGUUGGGAAUCAGCCACCACUCUGGUUGCCUAAUACCCUUUACAAAUUCCCAGGACUCUGGUCCCAAAGCCUCUAGGCUUAGAACCCCAUAGACCCUGAGCAUGUCAGAGGACAGGUAUUCUGACACCAUCUAGGGCAACCCACUCAUUUUAUAGAUGAGGCAAAUUGAGGUUAAGAGCUCAUCCCUUACCCACUCUGACCCCAAGCACUGUUCUUCGCCUUCCCACUUAAAUCUAAAUCUAGGACACCCCACUCAGAUUGAGGAUGAAACAGAUGCCCAGAGCUCAUCUCUCACUGACUUUGACCCCAAGUGUUGUUUAUUCUUUUCCUACUGAGGAUUACAAGCCUCUGGCCUCUCUCCCCUGCCUUUCAAAAAUGCUCACACCUUGUCUACUUAUUUAUAACAUGGAUUCCCCUUCUCCCACUUACUCCAAUCUUUGUUUUCCUAUCCUCCUGUCAUUCCUCUCUGGCCCAGGCCCCAAGGAUUUGCCUCCUGCUCUCAAUUCUCUUGUAAAUUACAGACUGAGGAAUUCUUUGCCGUAUUCCUUUCCUGCUGGUUGACUGCUGUGGUCCAGGAUUGGGGUCUAGACCCAGAUCUGAGGGAGAAAGUUGCUGAGGUCGCCUCUCUAAAUAAUGUGUGUUUAUUGAUUAUGUAAAUGAGGAAAAUGAUGAUAUGAAUCUUUGAGCCAAGAAAAUUCCCUGAAUCUUCCUUUGGAGCAAUAGUGAGGUGAACAGGACAGAUUUGGCUAUUGGGAGCAGGAGGGAAAGGUAAGAGAUGCCUUGACACCUGAUAAGCACAAGGAGUAGAGUUUUAGGAUACCCGAAAGUCCUACUACUCAUCCCCGUUUGAAUUUAGGAUGAGUUGAGAGAUGGGCAGAGAAGACAGGCAACUGGAAAUCGAUCAAAAUAUCCCCUCCAAUACCAGUGUGGCCUUCAGUCUGUGCACAAUGGGUUUACUAGUUGUUUACCUGAUUUCAGGAGACUUGCCACUCAUAGGCACAUUGGAACAACCUUACACCUCCUUCAAGAGCAGUAGGGAAGGACACCCCAAAGGGCCCUCUGCAGCUGGUUCUCCAAAAGAAGGUAGAAGGAAGGGGAAGGAAGAGGAGAGGCCUGAGGAUUAGUCUAACUCUAUGGACCUCACCAGGGAGCUUUUGGAAGCAGUUUUAUAUGUUACAAUGACUGAGGGCUCCUACUGGCUGGAAUCAAGGGUGCUAAACAACCUGCCUUGCACCUGUGAGAUGACAAAUUGUCCCACCCUCUAGAUCUUCCUUUGAGAAACUGGGGACUUGACUUGCCUCCCUGUGGAAACAAGGGAACAGGGAAUAAGGAUUCCCACUUCUCACAUUAGGAAAUGUUGGUUGACCCUGUGACUUAUUAAGAAUCACUGCUGCAAUUGGCAAACAGUUACUAGGCAUCAAUUAUGUGACAGGCUCUUUGCUAAGCAGAACCCUGAGAACACAAGCAUGAAUAAGACCUGCCCUUGCUCUGAAGGAGUUCUGUCAGGUUGGGGAGAGGUAAUAGUAAUAAUAAUAAUAAUAACUCAUUUAUUAAGUGCCUGCUUGCUGAAUGUCAGAUGUGUUUACAUCAAAAAAUUUUUUUCAUUUAA